This is a messenger RNA of Amaranthus tricolor (Joseph's coat), 1363 nucleotides long. Its product is annotated as peroxidase P7-like. NCBI's taxonomy places the organism in Eukaryota, Viridiplantae, Streptophyta, Magnoliopsida, Caryophyllales, Amaranthaceae. Gene Ontology annotation, biological process: response to oxidative stress; hydrogen peroxide catabolic process. Gene Ontology annotation, molecular function: heme binding; peroxidase activity. The coding region runs from base 2 to 1048 and encodes 348 amino acids. The transcript has 3 exons. The record is from RefSeq and is a predicted model, not a curated record.
UAUGUGUAUUUAUAGACAUCCAUUCAACUAUUAUCCCACUAUUUCAAUGUUGCAAGACAGAAUAACAAAAGAUAUGAGCAGCUCUUCAGCAUCAAGAUACUUGGCUAAGAUUUAUGUUUUCUGGCUAAUACUCACUUCUUGUAACAACAGUAUCAAUGCGCAGCUUACGCCCACUUUCUACGCUAAAACUUGCCCAAAUUUGCAAAAUAUUGUACGUGGAACAAUGUCUAAAGCCGUUGCUAAGGAACCGCGAAUGGGUGCUUCAAUUCUUCGCUUGUUUUUCCAUGAUUGCUUUGUAAAUGGAUGUGAUGCAUCGAUACUGCUAAAUGACACACCUAGUUUCAAAGGCGAAAAAACUGCCUUUGCAAAUCAAAAUUCGUUGAGGGGUUUUAAAUUGAUUGACACAAUUAAAAGGAAUGUGGAAGGUGUUUGCAAGGGAAAGGUGUCUUGUGCUGAUAUUCUUGCACUUGCUGCACGGGAUUCGGUCUCCUUGUUGGGAGGUCCCACAUGGACGGUACCACUAGGAAGAAAAGACGCAAGAAUAGCAAGCUUAAGUGCAGCAAAUGCCAACCUCCCACCACCAACAGCCAACCUCACCACCCUCAUCUCACUCUUUGCCACUAAAAACCUAACCGCCCGAGACAUGACCGCCCUAAGCGGGGCCCACACAAUCGGCAUGGCACGUUGCACGACGUUUCGGUUCCGUAUCUACAAUGAGCCUAACAAUAUCAAUGCCAAUUUUGCCACAACCAAGAUGUCAAAUUGUCCAUCCUUAGGUGGGGACAACAACUUAGCCCCUCUUGAUAUGAGCACCCCUAAUCACUUUGAUAAUGGCUAUUUCAAGAACCUUAUGAGUAAGCAAGGCCUCCUUCAUUCUGACCAAGUGUUAUUCAAUGGUGGGUCCCAAGAUCCUUGGGUUAGGCUUUAUGGGAGGAGUAACUAUGUCUUUGCCAAAGACUUUGUGAAUGCUAUGCUCAAAAUGGGAAAUAUUAGCCCACUUUUUGGGUCUUUGGGUGAGAUUAGGAGACAUUGUAGGUUUGUUAAUUAAUUAAUAGAUUUAAGUCAAUUAUGUUCUCCGUUGCUUUGAAUUUGCUACUAUAUUUAUAUACAAAGCAAUUAUAUAUGCAUUAGCAAAUUUAAAUGGACGGAGAAGUAUUCACAUAUAGCUCAUGCGAUGAUAUUGUGCAUAAUAACUUUGAUUCACUUUUUUAUUUAUUUUUUUAAAAUUUAUGGAGAGGAUAUGUUUUAUAUCAUUUUGGUUUUUAGAAUGGACGAUACUUUCUGUUGGAAGGUUAAUUGUUCAUUAUUUGUUUACUUUUAUGUACGCGACCUUAUUGAUUAUAUGAAUAAAUGUAAAUGAUUU